Myripristis murdjan (pinecone soldierfish) is the source of this 1732-nucleotide messenger RNA. RefSeq names its product DEP domain containing 7, paralog a (gene depdc7a). NCBI's taxonomy places the organism in Eukaryota, Metazoa, Chordata, Actinopteri, Holocentriformes, Holocentridae. The record is from RefSeq and is a predicted model, not a curated record. Gene Ontology annotation, biological process: intracellular signal transduction.
CGCGGGGUGAUCUCAAGAACAAGGACAUGACUUGAAUGGCUAAGUUUCACAUUCACUGGGAAUCGCACCGGGAAGAAGUUUUUCAUGCACCGACCACCAGAGCAGGGCAUGGCCGGGAAGCCGUUCCGAGCCACCUUCAUCUGGAGCAGCAUCAUCAGCAACCUCCAGUCUCACGUGGAGGUCAAGCGGCGGCGCCACAACCUCAAGUCCUAUCAUGACUGCUUCCUUGGCUCAGAGGCUGUGGAUGUGGUGCUGGCACAUGUCAUCCAGAGCCGCUUCUGUGGUGACGCAGAGGUGCCCCGCUACAAGGCUGUCCGACUCUGUCAGGCCCUGAUGGACUCUCGGGUGUUUGAGCCAGUGGGCACCAAAGUAUUCGGCAAGGAAAAGAGGCGGGCCACAUUUGAGGACAGUAGUUGCAGUCUGUACAGGUUCCUGAGCCCAGCAUCCAACUCUGUAGUACUGACCAAUGCCAACUCCCACUCCACCAGCACUAUUGAGAGUGGUUAUGACUCGCCAAGCAUAAACAGGAACGAGAGCAGCUACAGUCCAUCAUGUACACGACAAGAGGUACUGAGCUACUCCACCCACUCGCCCGUAAAAACAGACAAAUCACUGGAAGAUGUUCUUGGAAACCUCAACCUGAGCUCAACCAUCACGCCUCAAAUGAUCAAUCUUGGACUUUCACAAGAGUUGGUGGAUGAGGUGUGGCAUCAGCAGGCAGUGUUUCGGCUGCUCCAGCUGAUAGAGCUCCCCCUGGUGGAGAACUUAUUGGAGGUCAAGGACAGCACUCGGCCGCCUUUACGUGGCAUGGACAGUGACCCGGACCUGUUGUACACGUCAAGCUACCUAGACCGAGAGGUUCUCAAGGCCUUCAGUGAAGCACAGGCUGAUGAGUGGAUGUCGGCGGCCGUGGACUGUUUGGAGUUUCUGCCAGAUGAACUGGUGGUGGACGUCAGCAGAGGUUUGGCCGGUUGCGCUGACGACCAGUCCGAGUGCAAGAGGCUGCUCUACGGGGUCCUGGCACAGCAUUACGGACACACACAGCACCCACCUCUGCUUAGCAACCACUUUUUCGACAUCCACUCUGGCAUCUCUGAACUCCUGGUGAAUGGAAAACAAGAGCAAGCUCUGGAGGCUCUGCAGCUCAGCCUUAAGCUGCAGGACUCUCGCAGCAGGGAGGAGCUACGCAGGCUCCUGAGAUUCAUGGCCAUUGCAGCCAAAUCACACGAGGUCAAACUGCACAAAGAGGUUGAGAACAGAAUGGCAGUAAAAAGGUCUUUCUCUGGUGCCAUCGUCUACAGCAGGAGACUCCCCAAAGGAAAGGUGGACUUGAUGGUUCUGUUCAUGUUGGAUAACUACUGUGAUGUGUUUAAGAUUCCUGUUACGUUGCACAAACUGGUCAGCGACAGACUGAGAAAUAUUGUGAAAGGGAAAGAUCCAGAAGUGAUAACAGGUUCAACAUACUGCAAAAGAGUGAGUGGUAAGGCUUAUGUGGAAAAUGCACAGAAAACUACUAAAGAGGAACUUUGGUCCUUACUCCAGACGAUCCAUGAGAACCCGAAACUCUCCACCAGGGAGAAGAGACGGUUGCUGGGACAGUUCUACAAAGGCCACCCUGAUUUCGUUCAGUACUUUGGAAGUAAAUUGUCCAGUGUCAACACAUAGCCACAGUAAUUUAUUUGUCAAACCAUGUUUGUAUUAUAUUGUAAAAAAAAAAAAAAAAAAAAAAAAA